AUGAGCCGAAAGCUCGCCCCCGAAGCCAAUCGGAUUCUCUUCGUCAAGAACCUCAACUACAACGUAACAGCCGAGCAACUGUUCGACCUAUUUGGCAAAUUUGGCCCCAUUCGGCAAAUUCGCCAGGGCAUCGCCAAUACCUCCAAAGGAACCGCUUUCGUUGUCUACGAGGACGUUCACGACGCCAAGCAGGCAUGCGAUAAGCUUAAUGGUUUCAACUUCCAGAACAGAUACUUGGUCGUCUUGUAUCAUCAGCCAGAGAAGAUGGUCCGUACGAAAGAGGACAUUACGGAAAGGCAGGAGAAUUUAGAACGGCUCAAACAGCAACACGGGAUAGAAUGA
Molecule: messenger RNA, 342 nt
Organism: Penicillium concentricum
Lineage: Eukaryota; Fungi; Ascomycota; Eurotiomycetes; Eurotiales; Aspergillaceae
Product: putative pre-mRNA branch site protein p14
Exons: 5
Coding region: 1-342 (113 amino acids)
Cellular component (GO): cytoplasm; nucleus; ribonucleoprotein complex
Molecular function (GO): mRNA binding
Source: RefSeq, a predicted model, not a curated record